Ochotona curzoniae (black-lipped pika) is the source of this 713-nucleotide messenger RNA. It is a transcript of the gene GTSF1, whose product is annotated as gametocyte specific factor 1. Bases 92 to 595 code for a protein of 167 amino acids. NCBI's taxonomy places the organism in Eukaryota, Metazoa, Chordata, Mammalia, Lagomorpha, Ochotonidae. The transcript has 9 exons. The record is from RefSeq and is a predicted model, not a curated record.
GGGCGUUACUCGGGCCAGAAGCGGGCGAAGCCGGCGGUGGGUAGAGCGUGUGGCGACUGAGCACUUGGAUACAAGCUCCUUAAUUUCCACCAUGGAAGAAACUUACAUUGACUCCCUGGACCCUGAGAAGCUAUUACAAUGCCCCUAUGAUAAAAACCACCAGAUCAGGGCCUGCAGAUUCCCUUACCACCUUAUCAAGUGCAGAAAGAAUCAUCCUGAUGUUGCAAAUAAAUUGGCUACUUGUCCCUUCAAUGCUCGCCACCAGGUCCCUCGGGCUGAAAUCAGUCAUCAUAUCUCAAGCUGUGAUGAUAAGAGUUGUAUUGAGCAGGAUGUUGUCAACCAAACCAGGAACCUUGGACAGGAGACUCUGACCGAGAGCACAUGGCAAUGCCCCCCUUGUGAUGAAGACUGGGAUAAAGAUUUGUGGGAACAGACCAGCACCCCAUUUGUCUGGGGAACAGCCAACUUCUGUGGCAACAACAGCCCUGCAAGCAACAUAGUUAUGGAACACAAGAGUAACCUGGCUUCAGGCAUGCGAGUUCCCAAGUCUCUGCCUUAUGUUCUGCCAUGGAAAAAUAAUGGAAAUGCACAGUAACUGAAUAUCCGUCUCACCAAAUGCCAGACACUAGAAGACUCAUUGUUCCUGCUACCCAUGAGCUCUUCAUUUUUUUCUUCCUAAUCUGAUUAUACAAUGAUAAACGGUGACUUUCAAA